Messenger RNA from Varroa destructor (honeybee mite), 8192 nucleotides. RefSeq names its product WD repeat-containing protein 20. Gene Ontology annotation, molecular function: protein binding. The record is from RefSeq and is a predicted model, not a curated record. Lineage: Eukaryota; Metazoa; Arthropoda; Arachnida; Mesostigmata; Varroidae.
CAAGCAGUGCUUACUUAUCACCGUGCGGGAGAAAAUGUCUAUUGGAGUCUCUGCGUUGCCUGUUUAGUGGUCGUCAUAGAUAACGUUCAAUCGAGUGGUUCGAACUGUGCGCUUUGUCCCGUUAUUUCGAGACGACUAAGUCAACGGCCAAAACUAUUAACUAGGUAUAGACGACGAGCUGUGUACGACGGCUUGAGCAAGUGCGGUGUGUCGCAUAGAUAGAUUCUGUGUGUGUUCUUGACUUGGGGGGCAAAAUCUAUAUCAUUCACUGGAAGAGGACGCACUGCAUCCCAGUUUACAUCGAUGCGCGAGGGAUCAGAGCUACCGGAGAUCACCCUCCGCCCUCACCGAACCAUCCCCUGAGGUAGGAAACGCCAAACUCACUCUGAAUCUGCUACUGCUAGAAUGUGAAAGAGUAAUCCUUCACCAUUGCAAAUACGCUUCGAACCGUCACGUCAAUUACGGCAGCAUUGACCCGGAGACGAUUUAUGUUUAGCCGAUUUCAAAACAGCGCAAUGAGAUUUAAGGGAGUAGGAGGAAAACCGGACAGAACGGCACAAGACACACAAGAAACCGGUAGAUCCUAAUUUCCUUUUAGAGUGGGCAAGUGAAGUGUGGCUCGGGUUUCUUGAAGUCCGAUGUCGCACCAGAUGUACAGCGCGUCGCAGAGGAAUGACGGCAGCCCAUGAAUGGCUAAGUUAUCACCGUUCGAACGGUGUAAGCUAGUUACCAGUUCGCCGACGGAAAUCGUACGUGCAUAAUCAGAUCUUUCGUCUGAUGCUAAGAAUUUUCAGUGAACGUAUCCGUCACUGACGUAUCUUGUCCGUUUGUGACUGAUAUCGACAUAUCUCGAACUGAUUGGAGAACAGCCCGUUAAAUGCCGAUAUGCAGCGAAUGUUGCGACAGUGACCGUCAGUAUUCGAUAUACAACUCCGUGUUAACGGAAAAGUGGACUACAACAACAAUUUACCCUAUACCACUGUUCGAUUUCAAGGCCAGCUUGUUUUUUCCCACUGCGUUGAGUCUAUGUGAACAGUGAGAUAGAUAAUGCCAAAAUUGCCACCCAUCUUGAAAGAAGGGGUUUGUGUACGUUGUGCUAAUGUAAGUACAUCUCAAGCUGGUGGCAUGGCUGCAAAUGUUGGGUGAACCCUGUUGAUGCGCAACGUGAUAUGUUGAGUCAAUGGGCGGAAUCCUAUUAGUAUCCAUUAUUAGUAGUUGUCCGUUGUUUCCUAUUUUUGAUGAGACUAUUGUGCGUGAGUGCGUCCACUGACUGAUUGAGUGUUAAUACCUCCAGACUGCUUUCAACCUAUACCUAUCCGGCCAUGUAUCGCCCUGUUCGUCGCUGGUUCGGCAUUAAACGAUUAUGGUCGUGUAUGCUGCACGUGCUGACGCCGUAAAUUCGCACCCGUCUACGACUCUUUCUCGACAAUUUUUUCCCGCUCUUUGCUUCUCGCUUUGUAUCAGACAAGGUUGGCUCGGGGUGGAGAGGUGCCGGUGGAGGGUCCAGUCGCCAACGGCUAGAUCCUGCUGUCCGCCGCAGGAUCCACGUCUCUUCCAAUACUGGGACGGCGAUAUGCAGGGAGGCGGCGGAAGCGGCCUGGGUUCGUGUGGUGGCGGAGCACAGCUGGCUGAUUACGUUGGCGGUGGAGUAGGCGCCUUGUCGCUAGGAGCUGCCGUCGUAUCAGGCGGCGCCAGUGGUGGCCCGCUCGAGCUGAAAACAUCGUUUUGUACCCGCGAAGGCGAAUAUCGUCUGUUGGCUGCGUGCGAAUAUGGACACUCGAAUCGAGCGACAGCCGCUACCGGUGGAUAUAACUCCCCGCAGACGAAAACGCCUGUUAAGGUUUCGUUUAUAGAGGACAAACUAUGCUACAAUGUGGGCAGGGAAUUGUAUAUUUAUACCUAUCGGGGAGCGCAGAAGGCUGCCGAUCUCUCCAAGCCUGUUGAUAAAAAGGUAUACAAGGGCAGUUUUCCGACGUGUCAUGACUUUAACCAAAUGCUUGCGGCGCCGCUAUCCUUGUCACCGUCACCGUCGCCUUCAGCGUCAACGGCUCGAACCAUGACCCCGGCGCCAGCAUCCGAUUUUGGUGGUGGCAGCGCUGCUGGAGGAGGUGGUGCUGGUUCUGGUGGAGCAAUAUUGGCAGAGGCCAAUGGAUCGUUAGGAUGUGCUCAUCUGAGUGACGAGAUAAUGAGUGGCACCGAUUGGGGACCGGGAUGCAUAACGAAAUCAGCAGCUACGACAACAACUGCAGCUGUAGUUGCCACGGGCUCCGCCGGCGGUGGUAUGGCAAUGACGGGAGUGAACUCGCUUUCGUCUGCAUCGACAGAGCGGCAGACUGCUUCGACACCGACGAGCAGUGACGAUGUAGAACCUCCACUUGCCAAUACACCUUCGGCAGGUUCUCCCCCAGUAAGUGGUGAGAACCCGCCCUCGCCAUCAGAACAAAAGGGGUCAACACAAAACCAAGGUCUUCAACUACUAGUCGGAUUUAGCGGAGGCCAGAUCCAAAUCAUCGAUCCCGUUACCAAGGACCACCUCAAGAGCAAACUGUUCAAUGAUGAACGCCUUAUUGAAAAGACCAAGGUGACGUGUCUGGCAUGGGUGCCGUACUCAACGCAGCUGUUCGUUGUCUCACAUACAUCCGGCCAGUUGUACCUGUAUAAGAGCGAUCUUCCUCCGAGUCCACAGGCUCCACAUUAUCAGUUAUUUAAAACGGGACCGGGAUUUACCGUGCAUACGUGUCGUUCAAAGCAAACGCGAAACCCACUCUUUCGUUGGGUAAUAGGAGAAGGCUCCAUUAACGAAUUCGCCUUUUCUCCUGGUGAAGGGCGAUAUCUUGCUACGGUAUCCCAAGACGGAGUGAUGCGCUGCUUCGACUAUUCGCGAAUGGAACUGGUAGGCUCAUUUCGAUCUUACUUCGGUGGCCUGAUAUGCGUAGCGUGGUCACCUGAUGGGAAGUACGUUCUUGCUGGUGGAGAAGACGAUCUUGUAACCCUCUGGUCGGUUGCUGAGAAACGUGUCGUCGCGCGAGGUCAGGGUCACAAUUCGUGGGUUAACUGCGUUCAGUUCGACCCAUUUCUUUGCGGCGAUGGCGGUUACAGAUUCGGCUCUGUUGGCCAGGAUACGCAGUUGUGUUUGUGGGACGUCAGCGAAGCCGACUUGUUAAAACAGCCGAAGAAACCUAAGAAGCAUUCGAGUUGUCAAAACGGGACGUUACUCUCCAGCUGCGGACAACAGGUGGGCAGCCAGCAGCACCAGCAUCAUCAUCAACAACAGCAGCAAAACAACAAAUUUAACAAUAAUACAAGUCACAACAACAACUCAACAACAUCACUCUCCCCGCAGCAACAGAUAAGCAGUAACCACAACAGUACUACUAGCGGAAGUGGCAAAGACUGCAAGGAAGGAAAGGAUAACAAGGAUAGCAGCAAUCACAGCCAUCAUAAGGAUAAGGAGCAUUGCAAUGGUGGAAGCAGCGGGGGUCAUUUGGGUGCCCCUUCGCUGGCACUGGGCAGCGCACAAUGUCCUCGGCUCGGCCAGGUGCCCAUGCUGGAACCCCUCGUAUGCAAACGCGUAGCUCCGGAACGAUUAACGGCGCUUCAUUUUCGCGAGGACUGUCUUUUGACGGCUUGUCAAGAGGGAUUCGUUUGCACCUGGGCAAGACCCGGUGUGCGCUCGUUGUCAGAUGGUGUCUGCGAACGAGCUGACUUCGGCAUGACCGUGUCGGCCGCGUACAUUGAUGGUGACGCGCCUCCGUCAAUUGGGGGAGGUGCUGGUGUCAUUGUUGGUAGCGGAAUUGUUGGUGGUGUUGUCACCCCCAACAACGUAAUGGGUAAUAGUCAAGAUCGGGGAGGUGGAGUAGGCGGAGCAUGUGGUGCGACUGAAACUAACCGAGGCAUGGGCGUCGUCGGCUUGGCCAGUGACGGAGUGAGUCUAUCAAGUGGCAUUAGUGGGAACAUGGCUACAAGCCACGGUAUCGCUGGAAGCGGUCAGACAGCCACGUGACCAGCGGAGGUCACGUGCCCCGUGGCCAUAUGCGCAAGGGGUGUUGGUAUUAACAAUAACAGCAACAGCAGCAGCGUCAAUAGCACCAUCAGCAGCAGUAAGAGCAAACCUGGACGUGACAUCGAUGGCCGCCUGUGUAAUGCUCAGCGCUCUGCUGUCAUUUCUGCUUCAUAUUUUAUGGCUGCUGCCGCUUCCGGUGACGCCGCUCAUCUCAGCGCAUCAACUCUCAUCGCAGCCGUAUCGCCGUUUUCAUCUAUACCCUCUAUAUCAUUAGCCUCACCUUGUUUACCGUCGUCGGGUAACACCGCCAACAACAACAAAAAUUGUAACAGCAACACCAUCAAUAACAUGAGCAAACGAUGGUGUCCUACAGGAUCGAUACUGACUAUUUCACCAAGCAAAACUGCAAAUAACAAUCUGUCUCCAUCAGCGGAAAGCACUGCAAAAAUAGCAGCAGCAAUUACCGCUGAGAAGCAGCCUUCAUUACCCCAGCAGCCCGAAAAACCUAAAGAGCGACGACGGUCUAUUUCGGUGGCAACGGCUGCUGCGGCGACAUUAGUGGUUAGCGUUCAAGCCAAACAAUCGACGACGAUUACUCCCAAAGUCAUCACCGAUGCAGCCGGUGGCUGUAGACGCAACAAAAGCAAAGCUGCUAACAGUCGCACUAAUGGCAGCGGCAGCGACACCAACAGCACACUGCGGCAUGGCCGGUGAUACGUAGAUAACGACAUGCUUGAUGGACAAAUCCGUAGUAACAGUAAUAGUGAAGCUGCGAACGUUGAGCAAUAGGACUGGUAUAAAAGUAGUCGUAGGCCACUGACUCUGGCGGCAGUUAUGGAGCGAAAAGAGGAUCUCAAAAGCAUUCCCCGAGAGUUACGUGGGGGCUUCGCGGCGUGAGUUCUGUCGUCGUCGGCGACCCACCAAUAUCUACUGUCCACCAUUCACGCCGCCAGCCUCAUUUUACCCUCGCUCUUGGCCCCUCAUGCCUACCUUGCCCCCCCUUACGUUGUGCUCAGUACUGCCGUGCUCGCGAAGCUGUCCCUGCAAGGCUGUCUUGUCUCAGUUCGAGUUCGGGGUCCAGGUUGUAUCCAGUGCCACGCACAACCCCGUUUCGAAACCGCACAACAGCUUCGGGUCCACCAUUACUCUCAAAGUUUUCCCUUGAUAGUGCAGAUGCUUGAGGUGAUGCUAAUGUUAAGCAUGGAAUAACUGCAGCAUAAGUAAUGUCAUGGCUAAUGAUAGCGGCACUAAGUGCAGGCAUUGGAUAUCAUGAACCAACCCGCUUGAUCUGUCUGAAACACAACAUCAAUUCUAUACGCCAUUGCCGCUGGUUGCAUGGACAGAAGGAAUCGCAUGAAGGGAUAAAAGCGACACGCAUUCGCGUUCGUUCAAAUCCGCUCUCAUAUCUCUAUCUUUAGCGUCUGAGGAGAAUCGGCGUAGGGUAUUCAGGGAAGAGUCAGCAGAGAAGCGACCGGCGGGCCAAAUUGCGAGUAAAGAGCUCAUUUGGUUAGAUUUCGAAGUUGCAAACACAUAAAACGAAAGGAAGAACUGUGGAAGUUACGAAGAUAGAGACGUAACCAGUGAAUACGAAGCGUUUCAGCAAGCAGAUGACAAUAUCAACGAAAGACUUGCUGGCACUUGCUGAACUACCCGCUUGAUGGAGCAGCGAACAUGCGCACCUUCCCAAAUGUCGAUGGGUCGAUACAGAAAAUAAAUGCAACGAGAAUGCCUUCCUUUCACAUAUAUCUGUACGUGCACAGCUAUUAUUGAACGAAAAAGCUAUUGUGUACAUGUGAAGGUGUCUUCGUAGCUUCCAGCUGUUGUUUCUCCUCAGAGGAGAAAAAAGCGGCAGACGCGUUGAGAAAAUUUGAGGGUUGAAAAUACACUCAAUCAAUGAUUUUCUUUAUUGAGAAUCUUCCGGACAAACGAAUACGGACGACGACAGGCUCGUGUAUCCAGCGGAUGCACUGGUGAAAUGACAGACGGUCGAGAAUAGAGCAAGCCACUUACCUGUAUAAGGCCGAAGGCAGAAACCCAAAAAGCUAAAGAGCUCAAUUAGCCAUGUGGGAUGCAAUGAUAGCGACGAAAACAGAGCUGAAAUAUACUUCUCGAUCAUUACUGUGACGAAAAUAGGGUAGUUAUUACUGUUUUGGCUGCUAUUAUGACGCCGUAUUCAUUACUAAUCCCGGCUGAUAGAGAGUAACGCGCGGCUCAGCACUGGGAAGCGCGCCUAUACCCAGUAACGCGAAUAGAUGCAAUCCUACCCAGAAAUUAAUACUUGAUGAAUAGCUGAACGGAUUUAAAUGGUGUUGAGGGCAGCAAGAUAUAAUUGAGACGAUGAUGAUGAUAGUGAUGGCAUGUGAUGGUAAAUGGUGUGUACAAUCGAAGGGAGUUUUGGUUUGGAAUAGGCCAAAUGUGUCGGCGAUAGAUUUGUGUUUUACCUGUAUUUAGGGCUGAGCCCCGAUAUUUCCCUGAAGAGUGACCGCGAAAAGAUCAAGAGUGCGAUACAUCAUUCGAAUAGCCAGCGCGCUAUGAUGUAUUCUAAUAUGCAGAGCAGAAAAGGGAUGGGCUUCGACACGAAGCGCAACGAAUAAAAGCGAAUGAUACGUGAAGGGGCAAGACGAGCGAAAAUAAAGGUAUCAAGUGAGACAACAUCUAGAAAAUACAUAGUGAAAAAUAAUCACAAGGCAAUAUACGCCGAGCUGGGUGGCUAACAAAGACUUCUCUCGCCUUCCCUAAAGAGCGUCAGCGAGGGCGGACAGAGUUGGUUGUAGGUGAAGGGCAGUAACCCCAAUAAGGGUAAAUAACGAUUACAGUGUGAACAAGUUUGUAAAUUUUAUUACUGCAAGCAUCGGCGGGACUUCAAUAAUGUACGCAUCUACCAGUAAAAUAGCAACAAUAGCAAUAUUGUUGUAGUCGUUGUCGAUAGUAUUCUUCGUUACUUGAGCUCUUCUGAUCAGGACCAUAACAGCCACUUUGACAAAUAGAAAAUUACGUGCGUACAUACGUGCAUAUAAUCAAGACCAAUACAUCAAAUAGUACAUAUCUGUUCCCGAUUCGCUACUCGCCCAUGAUAUAGUCGUGAUGUCAGAAAAAUGAUGAUUCAAUCCUUCGCACAGGUGGGCCUAAUGAAAUAAAUGACGACGAAAUUGUAUUACGUGUCCCGUUUGACGCGAAGAGUUUCCAGUAGCCUGUCGGUUACUGUGCCGACAUCAUUUAGAUAAUGCGAGCAACGUGCUUAGGGUUUUCUUACAGCAAAUAUGUCUGGUUAGUCCUACACUUUUCCACCGUCAAGCCUUUCUCCCCAGACAGACACCCGAAAAGGUGAUCUUUACUUCGGAUCACAGUACACACAAGCAGAACAAUUUGCAUUAUAACAUUAUGGUAAUGAUAUAAUAUCGUAUGUGGAUGCAUGAUAGAUGCGGUGAGAAUGCUGAGUUUACGGUACGAUGUCAGCUAUUGUUAUCCUAGUCAUUACUAAUAUAAUUUGAUGAAACUGACUAUUAUACGGGAGAGACUCUUACUCCUAACGUUAAUGAGUCAUUAACUAUAAUAAUGUCUUUUGAAAGAAUGAAUGAAUCCACACAAGAAAAAUCCUAUAAGUGCUAUACGUCUACACAGAAUGCAAAUCGACCCAUGUUCAUUGGCGCACGUCGGCACGUACAGACACACGAUACGUAUAUUUGGUAAUUUGGGCACGAAAAUGUUGAAACGGAUACAUUCCUUAGGUUUCUAUAGUGUAGCUGAAUUUAUAGUAUGGCCGAAUGAUAACAGCUUGGGUCGCAGCUCGGCAAUGCGAUUACUGAAAAGCACGGUAUCGACUGUUGCCGUGACUGUAAUAUCUGUGAAUUGGUUCUAAACUAUAGCAGAAGCUACCCAUGGACAAUAAAACGAUAGGAACCAUUUCUUUUGACUGGCCACAUUCGAAGAGACAUGGUGUUAAGUAUUGUGAUGACGAGCUUGAAGUAUGCAAUGAUAUGUUUGCCUUUUUGCUAUCGUUUGAAGCAUGGAUUUUGUCCUUAGCAGUUUUCGAUCAGUGAGUCUAAUAUGAGACCUGAUCACGUUGAGUGGCGCGCAUGUACCAUUGAUGGUUUGAUUAAACAACGUCCCAUAUUGUGAUGAGCCGCGCAUGGAUACAGAUAGCGGCUGGGUAUCAGACCAUCUGUGCGGAGAAAAAUCUACGUGGUCG